UUAUUUGGGAAAGUCAAUUGCGCUUGCGCGCACUUCGGUCAUGAUAUCAUGCCAUGACUGUUUUUCUAUGAGAAAUAAAUUUCUGUAGUACUUGGGUUACGGCGUCAAAUCGAUUAAUCGCCCACUUUUCUCUCCCUCGCAAAUUGUGCGAAUAUUAUUUCUAUAGCAUUCUUAUUUCGGUAUAGCAUUGCAAUAGCAUUAGAUAGAAUAUUCUGUAGGAAUUCUAUAGUAUUGUAACAUAUUUAAUAUGGCCUAGUUAAUAUUUGAUGUUAAUAUUAUGGGUUAGUACAUUUAUGAGAAAUUUUAAGAAAAAUUGUGUAAUUUUCAUAAAUUGAGGUAAAUUGUUUAAAUUAGAUAAUUUUCCCCGUAAUAUUCUAAAAUAUUCCACAUAUUCUUACGAAGAACAUGACGCAAAUUUUUGUCGACACAUCAUUCUCAAAUGCAGUGGAAUGCAGUUCGAAGAAGAAUGACUUCUAUAGUUGAACAUUUUCGACUCCAUCGAACGUUGCUAUUGGCCAUUGGCUUAUGGCCCUACAAUCAAUCAAAAUUUAUUGAAUUACAAUUCUCACUGUUCUUUGCUGUUCCAAACAGUUUUGUUAUAUUUCAGCUUAUAUCGUUUAUAACUUCUGGCUAUACUCUUGAUCUUGUUAUUAAAAUUCUGUCUACAAUAUUCUUUUUUCUUUUUUGCGAAGUUCAUCAUAUAUCGUUUUGGAUUAAUGCAUAUACUGUGAAGUGUUUCGUGGAGCGUCUUCAGUAUAUCUCUUGUGAAUUAAAAGAUGAAAACGAGAUCGCUAUAAUAAAAAAAUAUGGAAACAGAGGAGAAUACAUUACAAUUAUAAUUACAUUGUUUGCAGUGUGCUGCGUAAUUAUUAUGACUCUUUUGCCAUUUUUGCCGUGGAUUCUUGGCACCUUUCUACUCGGAAAUGAAUCUCGACCACUUCACAAUACGCUAAUUGUAACUGAAUAUUUUGUUAACAAAGAAAAAAAUUUUUAUUUAAUUAUUCUGCACACAUACGCAUCUAUUUACAUAGGAGUGACUGCGUUGGUGGGAGGAGGAAUGAUGCUAAUAGCAUACCUAAAACACAUUUGCGGACUAUUUAGCAUUGCAAGUUACCGUAUGGAACAAACUAUAAUGUUAAAUGUUCACGAAGAAGCUAAUCGAAGGAACGAGAUGGAGAUGAACAAGAAGUUACGACAUGCAGUGGAUGUUCAUCGUACAGCUAUUGAGUUGUCUGAAUUCUUUACAUCUAGUUUCAAUGGAACAUAUUUUUGUCUAAUAGUCGUAGGCAUUAGUUGUUUUGUCCUUAAUCUCUAUCAAGUAUUUCGAUCUGCAGUGCUUCUAGGUAACAUAGGAGAGAUUUUAUUACACCUUAUCUUCGCAGUAUCAAUGCUUCUAUAUGGUUCAUUGGCCAAUUAUAUCGGUGAAGAAAUUAUAGAACACUAUAACGACAUGUUUUCUAUGGCAUACAACAUUGAAUGGUAUACGGCUCCUAUAUGCAUACAAAGAUUGAUAUUAUUUCUGUUACAAAGAAGUUGUAAAGCUUAUGGCCUCAAAAUAGCUGGACUUUUUAUAGCAUCUCUAGAGUGCUUUGCCUCGUUAUUUGCUGCAGCGAUAUCUUAUUUUACUGUUAUAUAUUCUACACAGAAGUGAUACGACUAUCAAUUAUCUACAGUAUAGUGAAGAGAAAUGAAGAAGUUUACAGAUAAGUGAUAGAAACCGUUUCCAAAUAAUUUGUUGCGUAAAUUGAUUAGUGAUUUAAAAUUAUCACUUUCUUAAUAAUAUCUUUUAAUAUAAUAAUAGAGUUGAUAUAAAAUAAAAAACAAGUAGGAUGACGUUUGGGCACCUAAAAAGUUAUGUAUUAGCUUAAUAAAUUCUAAAGAAUAUGCUCGUGCACGCAUACGUGGUUGUGUUCGCGCGUGUACGUGUAUAUUACGUGUUUCUAUAUUUUUAACACUUUAAGUUUUCAAUUUAUAGAUAUUUAAUAUCUUACAAAUUGAGGUCUGGUCGCAGAUUUAUUUAAUUCAGAAGGAUUACUUCUAUGAUCAGUACUCACUUCGCGUGGACAGUCGAAAACACAUACGAAUCUAUUAAACUUCUUCUUUUCUAACUUUUUAAUAAACAAUGAUCGUCGGUAAAACAUUCCGAUAGGUCACUCAAGAGGAUGACCUCUAUAGUACAUGUCAAGAUCAAGAUCAUCGACACUGUGUCUUCUAAUCUAAAUAAUUACCGCGGAAUCUAGUAAAAAUUUAUAGUCGUUAUAGAAUUAGCAUUCUCACGAAUGUUAUUAAUUAAAUAGGUCAUCAUUAGGAUAUGAUUAGAAAAUUGUAACUAUAUGAUAUCCUAUUUUAACAAUAUGAUAUCAGAAAAUGCAACAGUUAAAUAUAUGUAUGUAAAAACAUUAAUGUUUUCUGAUAAAUCAGAAUUCUUGAAUGCAAUUGUAUAUAAUUGUAUAUAAUAUGACAAAAAUAUAAAUAAAAAUUGCGAACA
Ooceraea biroi (clonal raider ant) is the source of this 2488-nucleotide messenger RNA. RefSeq lists its product as uncharacterized. Gene Ontology annotation, cellular component: plasma membrane. Gene Ontology annotation, molecular function: odorant binding; olfactory receptor activity. The record is from RefSeq and is a predicted model, not a curated record. Lineage: Eukaryota; Metazoa; Arthropoda; Insecta; Hymenoptera; Formicidae. Gene Ontology annotation, biological process: sensory perception of smell; detection of chemical stimulus involved in sensory perception of smell.